This is a messenger RNA of Brachypodium distachyon (stiff brome), 921 nucleotides long. RefSeq names its product 60S ribosomal protein L13a-4. The record is from RefSeq and is a predicted model, not a curated record. Lineage: Eukaryota; Viridiplantae; Streptophyta; Magnoliopsida; Poales; Poaceae. The coding region runs from base 80 to 700 and encodes 206 amino acids. Gene Ontology annotation, molecular function: structural constituent of ribosome; mRNA binding. Gene Ontology annotation, biological process: negative regulation of translation; translation. The transcript is spliced from 3 exons. Gene Ontology annotation, cellular component: ribosome; cytosolic large ribosomal subunit.
UCCCCGAGCUCUCAUCCUGCCCCGCGCCGCCGCCACCCCACGAGACCACCACCCACCGGAAGGAAGCGAAGGAGGAAAGAUGGUGUCGGGUUCCGGCAUCUCGGCGCGGCGCGUGGUGGUGGACGCGCGCCACCACAUGCUGGGCCGGCUGGCGUCGAUCGUGGCCAAGGAGCUCCUCAACGGGCAGCGGGUCGUCGUUGUCCGGUGCGAGGAGAUCAGCGUCUCCGGCGGGCUCGUCCGCCAGAAGAUGAAGUACCUCCGCUUCCUCCGCAAGCGGAUGAACACCAAGCCUUCCCACGGGCCCAUCCACUUCCGCGCGCCCUCCCGCAUCUUCUGGCGCACCGUCCGCGGCAUGAUCCCGCACAAGACCCCUCGCGGCGAGGCCGCGCUCGCCAGGCUCAAGGCAUACGAGGGCGUCCCGCCUCCCUUUGACCGCACCAAGCGCAUGGUCAUCCCCGACGCGCUCAAGGUUCUGAGGCUGCAGGCGGGCCACAAGUACUGCCAGCUCGGCGAGCUCUCCAAGGAGGUCGGAUGGAACUACCAGGACACCAUCAGGGAGCUGGAGGAGAAGAGGAAGGAGAAGGCUAAGGUCUCCUACGACAGGAGGAAGCAGUUGGCCAAGCUGCGCGUCAAGGCCGAGAAGGCUGCCGAGGAGAAGCUGGGUUCUCAGCUGGACAUCCUGGCGCCAAUCAAAUACUAGACUACCGCCUGAUGAUCUGUGAUCUUGUUGAGAUCCUGAAAACUUGCAUUGUCGGUUUUGCUGGAUAAUAUCUGUGAUCUUUACUGCAGUUUCCGCUAGUAGUGUUAAGGUGUUCAUGAGAUUUGAAAUUGCUGAUCAUCUAUACUAUUCCCGUCUUGUAGCAAAUGGAUUGUUUGUUUAUUCUUGGAAAUGCUAUGAUUUUGAGAUUGGUUUUUUUCCCU